Puccinia graminis f. sp. tritici CRL 75-36-700-3 is the source of this 933-nucleotide messenger RNA. RefSeq lists its product as uncharacterized. Bases 1 to 933 code for a protein of 310 amino acids. Lineage: Eukaryota; Fungi; Basidiomycota; Pucciniomycetes; Pucciniales; Pucciniaceae. The transcript is spliced from 2 exons. The record is from RefSeq and is a predicted model, not a curated record.
AUGAAUCAUCAGUCUGGAUCUGGCGGAUGGAAAUCGAAAUAUGGAAGGUUGAAAGGCCGGCACGUCAAGCGAACAACUAACAGCUCCGCCUCCGAUGCCACCGAAGAUUCUGUAGAAACAACUGAGCUGCGCGAAUGCCUAGCUAGCAAUCUAUCGGGCCCCGCUUGCCAGAACGUGACCCGGAUUAUGGAAGCUCCGUCCAGCGCUAGCUCCGUUCUUGAGGCUAAUAAGACUAAUAACACGAAUAACACGGGGGCCUUAGCCACCGCUUCUCUUGCUCCUAAUAACACAAGCAACAUGGUACCCUCAACCAGCCCCCCUAUCGGUCCCAAUAACGCCACUACCACCGCCGCUCCUCCGGGCGCAGUUGCAAGAGAUAAUCGGCUAGGUUGGAAGAUCGGUCUUGCUGCUCCCUUGCUCGUGAUCCUGCUUAUCAUCGGACUAGCGUUCAGACAUAAAAGGGCCAAAAAGCUAAGCAUGCGGGAGAAAUGGCAAGAGCUGAGCAUCCCGCAGGAGGUUGUUGGAGAGAAACGCCAAGAGCCGGAGGCUGAGAGCCAGAAGAAGACGAACGCAAUCCAGCCGAGAGGGAAUAGGGAAGAGAGCCUCCAGACGGAAGAAAUUCUCUCGGCUCCCGCAAGGAGCAAGAGGAAAGAGCCGAGCCACCAGGAAAUGCUUGACUUGGAAAGAGGCACCCCAGCAAUCUCCGUCAGACAGGGCGACGAGGAGGACAAUCGGUCGAGGAAGUCGAGUGUGGUGAGCCGGUUCAGCCUCCGCUCCUUCUCCCUACGACCGCCCAUGGACAUGUCGAUCUUCCAAGCACGCAACGACGCGCCCCUCGAUACCUUCCAGCUCGAAAUCAAGCACCGCGAAAGGCUCUCCAAAGCGAACCCUGAAACAAUGCCUCGCUUCCUGAACCUCCAUCCCGCCAAGUGA